AUGGAGAAAAAAAUAGAACCUAUUAACAUCGCCUUGAACUCAUCAUUAAGUCAACAAAUUCUAGAAAAUCGUUUAAGGUUAGCGCCCAUAAUAGAAACUAUAAUUUUUUGCGGCCGACAAGGUCUUGCACUUAGGGGGCACAGGGAUUUCGGAAAUUUUCAGUUGGAGGAUCCUGACGAAAAUGAUGGAAAUUUUCGAGCUCUUUUGAGAUACAAAGCCAUGGGUGGAGACGAAACACUUAAACAUCAUCUAGAAAAUUCUUCAAAAAAUGCAAGAUACUUAAGUCCCACCAUUCAGAAUGAAGUGAUAAAUGUGUGCAAUAAAUUAAUUGUUCAAAAGAUUGUUGCGAAAAUUACUUCUGUUAAAUUGUUUUCUGUCUUAGCCGAUGAAACUAGUGAUAUAGCUGGUAUGGAGCAAUUUUCGUUGUGUGUUCGCUACUAUGAUAACGACAUAAAGAAAAUAAGGGAGGAUUUCCUACAGUGUGUAGGUGUAACUGAUCUAACAGGCAAAGGACUUGCAAAUGUUUUAAUGGACACUCUAGCAAAUUUACACAUAGACGGUAAUUUUAUGAUAGGUCAAGGAUAUGAUGGAGCCGCUGCAAUGAGUGGUCGACUUCAUGGGGCGCAACAAUAUGUUGCUGAGAAAUUUGAUUUGGCUAUUUACGUGCAUUGCGCAUCUCACAGUCUAAACCUAGCACUUUCUGAUGCCUGCGAACUACCAGCU
Physella acuta is the source of this 723-nucleotide messenger RNA. RefSeq names its product zinc finger MYM-type protein 1-like. The record is from RefSeq and is a predicted model, not a curated record. Lineage: Eukaryota; Metazoa; Mollusca; Gastropoda; Physidae.